UACUGAGCACUUAUUGGCCACUUUUCCUUCACUCUCUGGUCAGACUCCUCCAAAACCAUUUCUACUCUGUUUAGGUCAGGUGGCCAGGUCAUGUGAUGUGACACUCUAUCACUCUCCUUUGUAGGUGGAUUGGUAUGUCCAAACUUUUUACUGGUACCCUACACAUUUAUUUAUUUACAGGGAUUUUUGUUGUGUGUUUGAAAGUCAUUGUGUGGAGCAUUCAAUUAAGCAACAUGAUCAGAAGUGAAAAACAAAUGUUUUAUCAUAUAGUGAUGCUGCAUUAUAGCCUUACAUUUAUAAUUAAUUGAUCAACUUGGUGCUGGUGUUUUGUCUAUUCUACUGGGGCUCACCUCAGCUAGGUUCAGUGAUGUGAUGAGAAUCUAGUAAAUCGGAUCAGCAGUGCAUAGUGCCCUAAGGGCCCUUUCUCAUUAAAGACACCAUUCACAGCAGGGCCUCUGGUGACCGUAAGUCCCAAACUCCCACAGAAGCAGUGUCACCCUUAUCGCAUGCUGUGCAUAAGUUAUCCUGUGAACAACAGGCUAAUCUCCAGCAAUGUAUAUAAAAAUCCUAACUAGACAGAAGCUAAAUGUCAUCUCCUUUUUGGAAACUGACACUGGCCUUUAAUGGGAAUGUUCCUGAUAGUCACUAAAUGACUUCCUUUAAUUUAAUCUCUGUCAAACUCUGUCCCCUAAUAAAUAUGAGAACAGCCAAUCAAUUUCUCCUUGCGUCUGUAGUCAUUACUCAGCAGUUCCUGAUCUUGGCAUUCAUUAUAUGUGCACCAGCACUUUCAGUCCCCUUUUCUGAACUGGCUUGCUGAGAUUCCCACAUCAUGGAGCACCAGGAGUGGAUGGGAAGUAAUAAAAGCAGCUUUCCAGAUCAAAUGGAUGGAUUCAGAAAGCAGCUGCUAAUCAUCCAGUUCUUCUUAUCCAUAACUGGGAUUCUGGGAAACGUCAUUCUAUUUGCAUCUAUCAUCAGAAUGAAUCACAUGAAGACCUUUGAGAUCUUCUUGUUUGGACUAGCCACCUCAAACCUGGUGAUGCUCAUAAAUGUGGAGGUUUAUGAUGUGACGCUCAUCUUUUACUCACAGUCAUGGUCUUUGCCUUUAAAGCAUUGCAGCGCCAUGAGGUUUCUCAAGGUUUUCGGGGUGACAGCUUCUAUGUACUUCACAGUGCUGAUCUGUGUUUUCCGCUACCAGAAGCUUCGGGAUGCUGGGACACGCGGACAGAUGCCGGUGCCUUUGGACAACAUCCUUGUAGCCGGUGCGGCCAGCUGGGUUGGUAUGCUGCUGGCUGCCAUUCUGGCAGUACCCACUUUUUUCAUAGAUUUUGACGUGUCCACCUACACUGGCAACGCCAGCUGCUCCAUGGAUAUCUUCCAUUGUUUCCAGGGGCCCUGCCCAGUCGCCCAUGCCAUAUAUAAGUAUGUGUUCCUCCUCAUCCUGAAUUUCCUGCCCUUCGUCAUUGUCACUGGAUGUAGCUGCCUUAUCCUUCGGAUCAUUCUGCAUCAGCAAAAGCUCAUACAUGACCAUGAACUUGUUGAGGAUGUUCAUCACCACAUGCACCAUCAUCAUCAUCAUCAUCAUCAUCACAACCUCCACAAGAGCACCAUCGCAAUCCUGGCUGCUAUGGGAAUCUGCCAGGUAACAUGGACAUCAUACCUGACUUUGUACUUAGCCUUCGAUUCAUACACAUUCCAGUUUUGGCCUGAAGCUGAAUUCUACAUCACCACCCUGUAUGCCACCAUCAGCCCAUAUGUGUACGGUAUUGGAAAUAACUUCUUCUCUAUUAAUCACUGCAUUAGGUGAAUUUGCUUCUUUUGUGUCAGAUAAUGAAGACAAUUAGAUUUGAACCCUUGUUUUGGAGAAACAAUUUGCUGUAGUGUAGAGUAAUAAUGUAUAAUAAUGUCAAGUCAUUAAUUUGGUCUGGUAUAUUCAGAAAAAGCUGGCAAAUAAA
Paramormyrops kingsleyae is the source of this 1952-nucleotide messenger RNA. It is a transcript of the gene ora6, whose product is annotated as olfactory receptor class A related 6. Gene Ontology annotation, molecular function: G protein-coupled receptor activity. Gene Ontology annotation, cellular component: membrane. Gene Ontology annotation, biological process: G protein-coupled receptor signaling pathway. The record is from RefSeq and is a predicted model, not a curated record. NCBI's taxonomy places the organism in Eukaryota, Metazoa, Chordata, Actinopteri, Osteoglossiformes, Mormyridae.